Zingiber officinale is the source of this 973-nucleotide messenger RNA. RefSeq names its product UPF0481 protein At3g47200-like. NCBI's taxonomy places the organism in Eukaryota, Viridiplantae, Streptophyta, Magnoliopsida, Zingiberales, Zingiberaceae. The transcript is spliced from 2 exons. The coding region runs from base 140 to 973 and encodes 277 amino acids. The record is from RefSeq and is a predicted model, not a curated record.
AGUGCACCCUCAGCUCAUGCUUCUCCGGUUGCAUCAAGAUGUGCAUACGCAGGAUAUAUCGCCAGGCAAUUACUUCAGUACUUAUAACGAAGUUUAUGUUCACCAUCCAAAGCCUUUUCGCCUUUGUUUGUAAUAACUAAUGAAGAAUAAAGAUAGUACUUUUGUGAUCAACAUAGAUGAGGAAUGGAUCAGGAAAUUGGAAAAUAGUGCAAACUAUGAAGCAAAAAGGCAAUUUACGGAUCAAGAUUCAACAAUCUUUAGAGUCUCAGAAAUUUUACGAGCUGCCCAUCCCGAGGCAUACGAGCCAAUGCUUGUCUCACUGGGACCUUACCACCAUCAUAAGCCUCACCUUCAAGCUAGAAAUCAGCUCAAGUGGCUUUUGCUCAACAAGUUGUUGGAAAAAAGUCCUAAGAAAGGUCUAAGGGACUAUCUCAUACUUAUCAAGGAAAAAGAAACCCAAGUGCGAAACACUUACUCAGUGCAACCAAUCAACAUGUGCGAAGAAACUUUCAUUGAAAUGAUGUUGCUAGACUGUGUAUUUGUCAUUAUGAUUUUGUGGUUUUGGAAGGAGGACCAAAAUGGAUUGAAAGCAAUAGAAAACCCGGUCUUUAUGAGCGGGCAGCGAUCAUGGAUAGUACUGGCACGAGACAUGUUGCUUUUGGAGAAUCAAUUGCCCUUCUUUUUGCUCGAGACUUUGUUCGACUCGGCAUUUCCUAAUAAGCAUGGUAGGCUAAAGCAAUGGGUGGUUCAAUUCUUCAGUGGCUUUGUAAAUGAUACGAUACAAGAAGCACCUAAGGGCACUAACACAAUUCAUCACAUUCUCCAUCUUUUUUAUUUAUGUAUUGUGUCAUUAAACAGAAGUAGCAUUGCUGAUCCUCAAUCGAUGGUAUUUGAGCAUUUUGAAAAUGACGACAACCAUCAUUGGCCGACCUCAAGGCUGGGAUGGAUCCCGAGUGCGACUCGAUUAGCAUAG